Messenger RNA from Rhagoletis zephyria (snowberry fruit fly), 2556 nucleotides. RefSeq lists its product as uncharacterized. Gene Ontology annotation, molecular function: protein binding. The record is from RefSeq and is a predicted model, not a curated record. Lineage: Eukaryota; Metazoa; Arthropoda; Insecta; Diptera; Tephritidae.
CAUACUUUUAUCUUUUUUCACUUCCAUCACGCUGGCCAUAACACUCUGUUGCUAAGGAAACACGCUGAAGUUUUCAAACAAAAACAACUUGCACCAGGGUUCUUGUUUUAUAAUUAAAGGAUUUGCGUUUGAAUUAAUAAAUAUGGACGAUUUAACGGAUUACUCCUCGGAAAUCAUUGAGUUUUUACCAACAAAGCAAUUGGAAAAACAAAGUAAAGUCGUCGAAGCAUGUGUUAACACAGAUCCUGAAUCGCCAAGUCAGGAUAAAUCAGUGGAGACUACGCCACAUUCUAAUACCAGCACUCAAACGGAGCUCUUUACUUCGCAGAAUUGUGAAGUUGAUGAGAGGAAGCUUGCCAAUUGGUUACGCAAGAUUUGCCCAGCCGUUGAACAACAACUUCUCAAGGGACCUACACCCCUCAGUGAUGGCUACGAUAGUACUAACUCCUUUGCUGAACAGUAUAACAUACAAACAUAUCAAAAGAUCGCCAUGGGUGCAGUGGAAAACUCACAAGGAAUUGCCGCUUGGUUAUCGGUGCACACCAAUAAUGCACCCAUAUUGGUAGCUAGCACCAAGGCACCACACGAUGACUGGUGCGACCAUCUUCAGCAGACACUGAAACUUUUCGUGCCAAAACGCAUACCAACCGGAAACUUAGUUAUGUACAAUGAAGUGAAAAGUGUGCCGCUGAAGUCAUGCCUGAACUGCUUCAAUACGAAUGGUUAUAAUAAGAAUAUAUUUGCUGGUUCUACAAUGGAUGGCGACAUAUAUAUAUGGCUGUGCAGUUCAGGUGGUCGAGGUGAUGGUAACAAUUUAAGAUCCAACACAGCUGGGGCACAUGAAAUUGAAGAACUCUGUUGUACGACAUCGCCACACGGCUGCGCUGUAGCAUUGAAUUGGCCAAGUGAAAAUCGGCUGCUCAGCUUUCACUCAAAUGGCACAAUCAUCUGUUGGGCUGUGGGCAAAGAAUUGCUUUUGGAAAAUGAAUUCCAGCUGCGUCCUCAGCUAAAUGCCUCAAACGAGAUCACAGCAGCAGUUUGCUUGAGUUCAAAUACUUUCGCGGUCGGCGUCAAAGAUGGCUCUAUAUUUUUAUGUACGAUUACCAGUUUCGGCGGAGUCAGAAAACAGAUGGAAAUAUUACCUUUGAAAAAACAUUCAUUUAUGGUAUCAACUUUAUUAAAAUCUUGUAUAAACGACUAUCCUACUAUAACAAGUUGUGAUUUAAGCGGUCAAGUUUACUAUCACAGCAUAACUAAUAUGGAAGAGGAAAAUCAAAAUGUUAUACAUAUACCGCUACCUUUCAAAAACGCUAUCGCCUGUUCAAAAGAUGGAAAUGUUGUCUACUGUCCAGGAAUUGACGGAUCUUUGGAGUGUUACAGCGUGCGCGAUGGGGCCCAUACCAUUAUUCAAGGUUCUUUGCGUGGCAAAGGGAAUUUCAUCGCAUCCAGUGACAAUGGAAACUGGAUUAUUACUGGACUUUACCAAGGCGAUUUUCAGAUAUUUUACAUAGAGAACUGAGUAAAUGUGAGGAUUAGGUACAGAAUAUAAUUUUAUAAGAUAUGCACCACCGCUCCCAAAUACUUAGUCGAAGAUCUUUUUAAACACUCAGCGGACCAAAUGCUCGCUUUAACCCGGUAAAACACUAGCAAACGAAAUUUUUUGAAAAAUUUUGCUGGAGGAAUGUACAAGAGAAAAAAUAAAAUAAGAACUCAUUUUAUAUUAAAUGUAAUUUAUUAUCUAUGAUUUUACUAUAUACAUAUGUAUUCAUUAUAUGCGUUGGUAAUCUAACUUAUACACAAAUAUUUGCUUUUUUAAACUAUUGUAUAACAUUCCAAGACUGGACAAGAAGUCAUAAAUCAUAUCCAAACUAAAAUAUUAAUGCAUAUACAUAUACAUAUGCGUGGCCUGUUAGUUAUGAGAUAUAUAGUACAUAGGUACAUAUUCUUGUGAUUUCUCAUAAACAAGUAAAGAUGUUAUCAAAAAAAAUUAUUAGAUUUGUUAACAAAUCACAGACAUAAAAUGGUUAAUAAAUAUGAUUCUCUACUAUAAUACAUACAUACAUUUUCCCAUACCUUGAUUUGUGUUAGUUAUAACAGAAAAACAUUGAAUAUAUAUAUAUCAAAAAUAAUUUUGAGUAAAAACAAUGAUCCAAAAACGAGGAAGACUAUGCGGAAACUAUAUACAGGCAACGAAAAAAAAAUGUACCCACUAGUAUAUUUAUUUGUUACGUAAUCGUCGCUUCUAAGUAUUUUGUACAUUUUUUAUCAGCCAGAAAUCAAACAACUAAGCGUUAAAAGGGACCAUAUGGGCAAAUCCCAGAAAUAGUCAAGCCAAAACGUAAAAAAUGCAUGUAUUUGAAAUUCUCACAUUUUCCAAUCAAUAAUGGCAUUGUACAAUUACAUAUAUUAAAUUCAAAUUUCUUUUUACACUGAUUUGAAAAAUGUAAUUUGGCCUUCUUACUUCAUGAAACAAAGCUCUGAAUAGCCUCAAUGGUAAGCACUAUUAUCUUUAAUUAAAAUACCACGCUUUCGCUUAAAAAUAAAUUUUCUUAGUGA